Molecule: messenger RNA, 521 nt
Organism: Protobothrops mucrosquamatus (brown spotted pit viper)
Lineage: Eukaryota; Metazoa; Chordata; Lepidosauria; Squamata; Viperidae
Gene: HYPK
Product: huntingtin interacting protein K
Exons: 4
Coding region: 3-392 (129 amino acids)
Biological process (GO): negative regulation of apoptotic process; protein stabilization
Source: RefSeq, a predicted model, not a curated record
CGAUGGCGGCCGAGGGGGAUGUGGAGCUGGAGCUGGAGGCCGAGCCCAACGGCUCCGCGGUCGGCGGGGAUGGCGCCGGCGGCCGCCCGGCCGAAAAACCGCGGAAGCACGACAGCGGCGCGGCUGACCUGGAGCGCGUGACCGACUACGCGGAGGAGAAGGAGAUCCAGAGCUCCAACCUGGAGACGGCCAUGUCAGUGAUAGGGGACCGAAGGUCUAGAGAGCAGAAAGCAAAGCAGGAACGAGAAAAAGAGCUGGCAAAAGUCACCAUCAAGAAAGAGGAUCUGGAAUUGAUUAUGAAUGAGAUGGAGAUCUCUAGGGCGGCAGCAGAACGCAGCUUACGGGAACACAUGGGCAAUGUGGUGGAUGCACUAAUCACUCUUACCAAUUGAGAACUCUGUGCUGGAUGUGCUUCUGUGGAGAAAGUGAAAAAUAUGCCUCUGGAGGGCCUUUUUUAUGCAGAUUAUGCACUGUAUGACACAUUUUGAAGUUAUUAAAUAAAGUUGUGAUUUUCCAGCUUA